AGCAACUGUCUUCAGAGUCUCUGGAUGAAAAGUUACUGGUCCCUUUGACCUAUCUCAGUGACAUUGGCUGUGGAAUCUCAGCAUCGGCUUGUUUCAUCACCAUCUUCUUAUACCUUUUCACCAGGAAGCUCUAUCACGAUUCCACCACAAAGAUCCACAUCAAUCUUCUGGGCGCCCUUUUCUUUCUCAACGUGUCAUUCUUGAUCAGCAAGACUUUGGUUGUCCAUCUGUGGUGGUGUAGGAUCCUGGCUGCCUUCCUUCACUACUCCUUGCUCUGCAGUUUGACCUGGAUGGCCAUCGAGGGCUUCCACCUCUACCUGCUGGUGAUCAAAGUCUACAACUCCUACAUAAGGCGUUAUCUGCUCAAGCUGUGUGCUGCGGGGUGGGGGUUCCCUGGAGUCAUCAUCCUGGCCAGCAUCCUUAGCAUGCAGAACGUUUAUGGUCAGCAGGACAUUCAAACCGGCUCUCAGACUCCCAUAUGCUGGAUCACCUCUUCCAUCUUGAAGCAUAUCACCAUUGUUUAUAUUGGUGGCACCGUGUUCUUCAACAUGGUUAUCUUAGUGAUGGUGGUGCAGAAGCUUAGACAGCUCAGAGCUCGCCCUCUUCAUCA
Ahaetulla prasina is the source of this 610-nucleotide messenger RNA. Its product is annotated as adhesion G-protein coupled receptor G5-like. Lineage: Eukaryota; Metazoa; Chordata; Lepidosauria; Squamata; Colubridae. Gene Ontology annotation, biological process: adenylate cyclase-activating G protein-coupled receptor signaling pathway; cell surface receptor signaling pathway. Gene Ontology annotation, molecular function: G protein-coupled receptor activity. Gene Ontology annotation, cellular component: membrane. The transcript has 4 exons. The annotation marks the transcript as partial. The record is from RefSeq and is a predicted model, not a curated record.